Molecule: messenger RNA, 1251 nt
Organism: Penicillium chermesinum
Lineage: Eukaryota; Fungi; Ascomycota; Eurotiomycetes; Eurotiales; Aspergillaceae
Product: FluC/FEX family fluoride channel
Exons: 1
Coding region: 1-1251 (416 amino acids)
Biological process (GO): fluoride transmembrane transport
Cellular component (GO): membrane
Molecular function (GO): fluoride transmembrane transporter activity
Source: RefSeq, a predicted model, not a curated record
AUGGCUCUCGACGCCAGCGCCGAGAAAGAAAACGAACUGCCAUUAACGGAAACCACUGCCCCUCAACCCGCAUCUCCCACCCCCUCCAGCCGGCAACAAUGGCCCAACAGCCAGCCCUUAGCCGAAGAAGGGCCGUCCAGCUCAACACCAGCCCCUUCUAAACCGCAACUCUCCGCGCGCGCAACCCAGUUAUACACAGUCUCCUACCUCAUCUUCUUCGCAAUUCUCGGCACCCUGGCGCGCCUUGGUCUGCAGGCCCUCACAACCUACAAAGGCGCGCCAGUGGUCACAGGCGUGUUAUGGGCCAACGUCGCCGGGAGCCUGGUAAUGGGCUUCAUGAUCGAAGACAAGGCCCUCUUCCGUGAGGAAUGGGACUGUGCAGGCCCCACGCCCAGCGACGCCGAGGACGCGGCUGAGCACGCGAAGAAACACAAGGCGACGAAGAAGACCAUCCCGUUAUACAUCGGCGUGACGACGGGCUUCUGCGGCUGCUGCACCUCCUUCUCCUCGUUCAUCCGCGACGUCUUUCUUGCCCUGGCAAAUGCCCUCCCGGACCCCUCGCUGCCGGCUGGCACUGCCAAUGCGGCCCGCAACGGCGGCUACAGCUUCAUGGCGCUGCUGGCUGUCCUGCUGGUCACCGUGUCGCUGAGCUUGUCGGCGCUGGUAUUCGGUGGCCAUUUUGCGCUCGCCGUGUCCCCGUUCCUGCCUACCUUGCCCUUCAGGUUUACGCGCCGGGUGCUCGAUCCUGUCGCCGUCGUCCUCGGCUGGGGGUGCUGGCUUGGCGCCGUGUUCUUGGCUAUCUGGCCGCCGGACCGCCACGAGGGCCAGGAUACAUGGCGCGGGCGGGCGGUGUUUGCCAUCGUGUUUGCGCCGCUGGGCUGUCUGGCGCGGUUCUAUGUCUCGCUGUUGCUGAAUGCGCGGGUGCCGGCUUUUCCGCUGGGGACGUUCGCGGUGAACAUGUUCGGCGUUGUGGUCGAAGGCAUGUGCUACGACUUGCAGCAUGUCCGUGGACUGGGGGCUGUCGUUCCCGCCGCGUUGACCGGCUGCCAGGUGCUGCAAGGCGUGAUGGAUGGGUUCUGCGGCAGCUUGACGACUGUCAGUACGUGGGUUGCUGAGCUCAACGGCCUGGCGAGGCGAAAACACGCCUACUUCUACGGGAUCACCAGUGUUUCCGUCGGGCUGGGCUUGCUGGUCGUGAUUAUGGGCUCGCUGCUCUGGACGCGCGGGUUCGAGGAUCCGGUCUGCGGAUGA